AUGAUCUCGACAUACCACUCCCGCCCGUUUGACGGCCUCGUCGUCGCUGUCUCGGAGCACGCAGACGACUGGUACUUGAAGAAGAUGCGCGAGAUGGUCGAGGGCGGCGGCGGCAGGCUCGUCGACCAGGUGGACGCGCGCACCACCCACCUCGUCGUUCCCGAGUCGACGACCCGCGAACUGGCGCGGCACAGCCGCAAAGUGCAGGCGGCGCUCGCGCUCUCGGGAUCAGGAUCAGGAUCGCCGUGCUAUACAUCGACGGGCGAGGUCAUUUGGAUCGUGUACGAUACGUGGGUGUGGUUGAGCAAGAAGAACCAGCGACGCGAGAAUGAAGCGCCCUACGACGCGCACGCUGGAGACAGGCCCAAGGUCCUCCCGCCCAACACGACGCUCUCGAACCCGUCGACGGGCACGCUCGACUCGUUUGACACCACCUGGCGCGUGUACAACUUUAUGGAGCAGAUGAGUGCCGAGGCCGAGCGGUUCCAUGCCUCUCUGACAGAGGAACUGCGUAUGGCAGCAGGCGCCCAUCGCGCAAUGGUCGAGAAGGAGCUUAACCUGCCCGACGUGCGGCACUCUGCCCUCGAGCUCGAGGACUAG
Messenger RNA from Apiotrichum porosum, 600 nucleotides. RefSeq lists its product as uncharacterized. The coding region runs from base 1 to 600 and encodes 199 amino acids. NCBI's taxonomy places the organism in Eukaryota, Fungi, Basidiomycota, Tremellomycetes, Trichosporonales, Trichosporonaceae. The transcript is spliced from 3 exons. The record is from RefSeq and is a predicted model, not a curated record.